AUGGACCGAACUCUACUUCAUGCCAGAGCAGUCAUCGAAGAGCUCGGAGACUUCGGACAUAUAAGAUCACCAGCUAAAUGUGCCGCGCGGAUUGGACAAGCGUUCUCUCAAACCUUGAGUGCGAUUACCAUCUCGGGCGAUGCCAUCAUGCGCAUCCCCGAUGUUGAGCGCAACGGGAGAACUUUCAGUGACGGCUGUGGUACAUGUUCACCAGAUGUACUAGCUCAAGUUUGGGAGGGCUAUAGAGGCGCCCGUGGACUGAAACCCACGAUACUGCAAAUUCGAUUCCAAGGAGCGAAGGGCGUGAUCUCACUCGAUUCGAGACUUCAAGGCGAGAAGCUUUGCUUACGACGGUCAAUGAUCAAGUUUGAGGGAUCAACGGAUACAAAUGUCGAAAUUUGCGGAGCUUCCAAUAAACCGCUGCCUAUGUAUUUGAAUCGCCAAGUCAUCAAAAUCCUGGAGGACCUGAAAGUCCCAAAUGAGCCAUUCCUGCGACUACAAGCCGCGGCGGUAGAAGAACUCCGGCAGACCACAGUAUCACCUCUUAAUGCCUCAACAUUUUUCCAUAGAAACCGCAUUGGGACUGCAGCUAGGCUCUCCUUUCUGAUCAAAAAGCUGUUCUAUUGGGGGUUUGACUUCAUUGAGGACCAUUUUUUACGUGACACUCUUGAGACGGCCGUCUUGGUUCAAGUGCGCGAGAUCAAAUACCGUUCUCGAAUUUUGGUUGGAAAGGGGUGGACUUUGUAUGGCAUCAUGGACGAAACUGGUAUCUUGAAAGAAAACCAAAUAUACUGCGCGGCACAUCUAGAUCAUGGCAUACAGGUUUUGACAGGCAACGUGGUAAUAACCCGGUGUCCUGCUCUUCAUCCAGGGGACAUUCAAGUAGUCGAAGCCAUCAAGGUCCCAGAAGACAAUCCUCUGUACUACUUACAUAACGUUGUCGUAUUCAGUUCAUACGGCGACCGUGAUCUUCCCUCCAAGCUGAGUGGUGGUGAUCUAGAUGGCGACCUUUACAACGUCAUUUGGGACCCUGACCUCUAUCCAAAACAAAUAUCUCCACCCGCCGACUACCCAAUCCCAGAGCCAAUCAAUAUUGGCCGGCCAGUUGAACGUGGAGACAUGACCAAACACUUUGUGACUUUCAUGGAGAACGACACCCUUGGCAUGAUUGCAACUCUUCAUCAAAUAUUGGCGGAUCAAGCGCCAACGGGAACAUUGGACCCUACGUGUAUCAAAUUGGCUGGACUCCAUUCCUCUGCAGUAGAUUUUUCCAAGACUGGUAUUCCGGUUUCACGCAUGGAGCUACCAAAAUAUCCCAAGGCCCGACCAGACUUUCAAGCUCCGGGUCCACGUGUGGUCAUCGAUAAGUGCGUGGGUUUUGAAGCAUCAGAGGAUCCGAUUGAUACCCCCAUAGAGACUGAUGAGAUGGAUGAAGCCAACAGCUUUGGUCCCCCGCGAAUUCGAUACUACCCAAGCAAUAAGGUUCUAGGAAAACUCUACAGAGCCAUCGACGAGCACAAGUUCUUUGCCCAAAUACAAAAACAGUCAUCACGAGUCGAAAAACAGGAUCACUCUUUGAUCGAAAGGGUCUGGCAAUACGUGUCCAAGAAGGCAGCCUUGAUCGAAUGGACGCAUUACACAGAUUUCGCUAAAACGGUCAAAGAGAAGUCAGCCCCCUCUUCUCUUCGACCCCCCUCCUUUCCCCGUAUCCAAAUCCACUCAGCCAACAUCAACUGA
Molecule: messenger RNA, 1737 nt
Organism: Bacidia gigantensis
Lineage: Eukaryota; Fungi; Ascomycota; Lecanoromycetes; Lecanorales; Ramalinaceae
Exons: 4
Coding region: 1-1737 (578 amino acids)
Biological process (GO): siRNA processing
Cellular component (GO): nuclear RNA-directed RNA polymerase complex
Molecular function (GO): RNA-directed RNA polymerase activity
Source: RefSeq, a predicted model, not a curated record